UUGAUUACUGUCAGUUUCACACCAACUCUGCAAGGGGGACUGGAUUACUCCCUACAUCCCACACAGCUGCCUUGUUAAUGUGCUCAAUCUAAGUUUAGGUUAACUGUCAUAGAAAACAUUAUGUGCUGUAUUCAACUAAGUCUUACUCAUAGUAGACCCACUGAAAUUAAUGAACCUGUUAGUCAUCCCUAUUAACUUCAGUGGGUUUACUCACUGAAUACCCUCCAGUAUAUAAUAUAAAUACAUUAAGGAAAAAUUAACAUCAGAUACCCAGCCUGGCAAAAGCAGUUGUGCCAGUGCAGGAUCUGAAGGGUGGCAAAAAAAAAUUUGCUCUUUACAGCAAUGUGCCUGUUUCACAGAUGGAAAAGACUGAGGUUGGGUGCUUGGGGGGCAGCGAGGCCCUGUGAAAGCAAGUUUCCCAGACCGAUAUAAAACAAUAGCAUCCGAGCCUGCCUCCCAGGGAAGGGGGGAUCUUUUGCAGCCAGAGGGCUGCAUUUAACCUAAGCAACCUUGAAGGGCAGGGGCAUGCCAGAGGUGGGCAGGGCCAGAUGCAAAAGUGGGUGGAGCAAUGGCUGCAACUCUUACAGCUGCCUGCAUUCCGGCCCCCCAAGAGUCGGAAGUUUAAUAGAAUCAUAUAAUAGCUGGAAGGGGCCUACAAGGCCAUCCAGUCCAACCCCCUGGUCAACGCAGGAAUCCAAACGAAAGCAUUCCUGACAGAUGGCUCUCCAGCUGCCUCUUGAAGGUCUCCAGUGUCGGAAAGCCCACCACCUCCCUAGCUAAUUGGGUCCAUUGUCCUAUGGAGCUUCAGUUGAAAUCUGGCUUCCUGCAACUUGACGGUUUCCGCACCGUCCUUUCUCGCGCCCCUCACCACCCAGGCCGAAGGCAAGAGGCACCAUCCCAGUUCAGGUGCACGGUCCAGCCGCACAAAAUAAAAGCACUGCAGCAGCAGGAGGGGCGUGGCCUGGGGAGAGAGUUCCGCGGGCCGGACAGAGAGGCCUAGCGGGCUGCAUUUGGCCCUCGCGCCUGAACUGAUCCAGUGGGCCAAUCAGCCCCCGAAUGUGACGGGGCCGGAGAACAAAAGAGAAAGCAUGGGGGGGGAGUCGGAGGCAGCGGCGCAGGCCCAAACGUUGGGUAAGGGAGGUGCCACGUGCCGUCUUCUCCCCCCCCCAUCCCCACUCCUUCCUUUCUGCACAAUGCAUUAACCUCCUGGCGGCCAGGUUGCCCUGGAAACCAAUGGCGGGUGGAGCGAUGGGGGGGUCUGUGCCCCUAGUGUCGCCCCCCCGCGUGGCGUCCGCCUGCGUGUCAAGCGCAAACGUCUGAAAGGAGCCUUCACGUGUCCAGGCUUGAAGCGCCUCCCCAACGCUUCAGGCUCCCUCGCUGCCCGGGUGGGUGGAGGCGGCAGAAGGGCGGACGGAGCCGCCCGAAGCGAAGGAGCCGCCUCGGUGCCCCGUACGUGCCGAGACUCCCGGGCAGAGGGGAAAGGGCGAGGCUCCUGCUCCCCCGGGAGGAGCUCGUGCUGGCUCGACACGCCUUUGCUGCUGUUUGCAAGGCUUGCGCGGAGGCUCAGCCGGGAGAGCUGCGCGGGCGCGCAUCAGUCAGAACAGACCUGAUAAGAUGGAAUCUGCAGGAGGCCCUCACCUGCAGAGCGCAGGGAUUGACUGUGUAUAUAAGGGGAAGCCAGGCAAAGAAUUGUUGCCUUGUGCCACCGACCCUCGCCUGCACCCGCACCAGGGUAAGAGCCUCUUUGCACUGUGCAAAUAGCAGUAUUUUGGCUGGGAAACACCUGACGGAAGACAUCUCCCACCCACCUCCAAAAAGUGGGCAACAACUCUUUGAAGAAGGAAAGCAAGAGUUUGGAUACUUGCUGCAGGAUACAUUAAACGCCAUGUAGUUUUGAAGGAGGUUGAGUGUGGAUUAGGGACAAGCAAGGUCAAGUGAGAAAGCUUGAAGACUAGAAAUACCAGCAGCAUCCAGAAAAGAAACCCUUCACUUCCAGGGAAAGCAGAGGGGUAAGGGACAAAAGAUUAUUGCAGCUCCAGGAAAGGAAGGAUGCAGACCUCCCCAGAGAGGAUAAUGGAGGCCCAUCCUACCUCAUCUUGCGAGGCUUCAACAGCAGAUGAUGUGACAAGGAACAACCUGAUUUCAAAGCCUUCUCCAAGGUUUGGGGGGUCAACGUGCAAACCUGAAGCUGGAGAACAGUGUCUUUCUGGAAGAGUUUUCUUAAAGAGGAGGUGUCCAUUCUGGCGUAAAAGGAAAGGGACUGCAAAUCCCCCCCAGGGGCAGGAGGCCCCCAAGAGCCAUCUGUGUGUGGAGGAUACCCACGAAGGCCCCAUUCAGGCUGUCAGAAAGCCAGCCACAUGGGAAGACACUAGAGGUUUGGCCUCAGAUGAGGAGUCCGUGCAAGGGAGAACAGGCACCUCUCUACUCAGGAAACUGUUAUGCCUGAAGGCUACUUCCUCUAGGCUUCAGAAACCGCCCCACAACCCAGAGGCCUCUCCUGUUCACAGAGCAAGUGUGAGAUGUGGGCCUGUUGCUGCCCUCAGCAGAACAGCAGACCCUCCAGGGGAGUCUCCGCUCAGAUGGAAGCCCGGAACAGAAGUCCAGAGCCCGGCAGACGCUACCUCAGUCCCAGAGACUGCAGCAGGGGCGUCAGACACAGUUGAUAGGCUAGUUGGAUUGUGGAUGGCAAAGCCAUGGAGGGCCUUCAGGGCGAUGAUGGCCUCCAGAGCCAAGAAAAGGUCAGCUCUCCCAGAGGAUGAGAGAAGUCACAGAGGGGUGGGAGAAAGCGAUCUUUGCCCCUCUGCACAGCCGGAAACCUCUCCCGUCACCAGGGUGGAGAAAGCCCUCAGAGAACCUCCAGGCAGCUUUGGAGCUCUUGAAGACCAAAACCCACCGUCCACAUUUCCAUCUAGCAUGGAUGAAACAUACGGCGCCGAAGAGGUUGAUGAAGGUGGCUGCAGAAGCUCGUGGCAUGGGAUGGGGAUCCACGGACAGGCCGGAGAUGACAUCUCCGAUCUCGUUACUGAACGGGAAGUCAAUGAGAUAUGCAGCUUCCUGAGUGAGGGAAGCGGCCUUCGGGAAGAGAAUCCAGCCCCAAAGAUCAUUUCUGAAUGGGAGGGUCUCCGAAGAGGGGCUUUUGAUCUCCCUGGGGGAAAUGGGGUAAAGGCAGAAGAAACUGCAAUGGAAGAUGAAGGCCCUGUGCAGGGGGACUGGGGGUCCUGGGUAGAGAUAUCGGGUGGGGAGGACCAGGAUCUUGCUGAUCUUGCCGAGAAUCCAGGUGGGCAGGGCAUGGUGAUGGCGACAAGGGAUCUGGGCUGGUUGAACAGUGAGCUUCUGGGGGGGCCAGUGGUUGGGCUGGGUGGACAGAAGUCAGAGGGGGGAAUAGAUGCUUCCACCGGGAGCUAUCCUGAGACCCAACGGGCUGAAGGAGAGCAUAUGUCUGUGGGAGAUAGGGACACCGAGACCAAGCCUGGCCUGCAUCUGACCACUGCCAUGACCGAAAGAGGUAGCUGCUUACUUCCACUACGGCUCUUGCAAACCGACAGAAGCAACGUUGUCAAGUCAGCCCUGUACGAUCCUUCUGGGGCCCGGUUCCCUGGCUUUCUGCAGGACCCAUUAAAGCCCCUGGAGUCACCUUCCUCUUUUGCACCCAGGGGCUCAGAGCAAGGCAUUCAGGAGGGACUGCCAACAUCAGCAUCCCAGCAGGAUCUCGCUGCGGACGCAGAAGCCUGCCGGCAGCAAGGAAGCCCCACAGGGAGGCUGCCGUUGCCUCCUGAGGAGACGGAGGAAGCCACAGCAUGGCUGGAGGCCGCAGGGCCGGAAGCAGAGCAGGACAAGCGGCUGAUCUACCUGGCUGCGGUGGAAAUAGUGGGCACUGCCAUCAAUAAGGCGGCAGAGCAGCUGGGCAAGGUGGCAGAGCAGGAGCAAGGAGAGCUGGGGUCCAGGAAACAAGUUCCUUGAGGUCCCCCCGUUCCUGGGCCUGCCAUAGCAGAGAUCCUUUAAAGCAGCCUUUGCCAACUUGGUGCCCUCCUGACGUUUUGGACUACAACUCCCAUCAGCCCCAGCUAGGCUUUAUUGCUAGGUUCCGGGGGUAGGGGGAGGCCCUGACCUCAAUUUUCCUGCAGGCUUCACCAAUCUCCUCUUCAUUGCCAUGCAUCUUAUGGCAUCCCCUGCUUUUUUUGUUUUUUAAAAAAAUCUUUCAUUUAAGAGUCAGGGUGGUGGGAGAUAAGAGCAACACUAGCAAAAUGUCAUUAAACCCGUCCCUGGUUCUGGGACAUUUUUGUUGGGUCUUUAAUCAUGUUUGUACAGCACCCCAUUGCAGGGUUGGUUUUUGGAACAUGGGAAGCUUAUACUGAGUUAGUCCAUUGGGUCUAUCCAGCUCAACACCGCCUACACUGGCUGGCAGUGGCUCUCCAGGAUUUUUCAGGCAGGAAGUCUUUCCAGCUCAACCUGGAGAUGGUGCUAAGGAUUGAACAUGGGACCUUUUGCAUGCAAAGCACGCUACAGCCCUUCCUCAGAACUGGGUGCAUGUUGCAACUCAGUGGUGGAAAGCUCAGAACAUCACAUUGGACUCUGUAUAGGUUUCUGACCAUUUCUGCUGUCGUGUUUGUUGAGUUUUUUAAAAAGUGGUUUCCUAUUGAUUAUAUUUCUAUUCCACCCUUCUUCUCCAAGGAGCCCAGAGCAGCAAACAACAGCCUUACGGGCUACAAACAUACUUUUGAAAGUAUCAAAAGCCAGACAGGUGGCAGACAAGGGAGUUGGUGAGCAGGGGAGGGGGCCACAGUGGUCUCUGCCCCCUCCCACUAGCAAAACUAGAAUCACUGAGCCCCAAACAGCCAGCAAUUGCAAACUAAAUUAUGCAAAAGGAGACUCCGUCCACUUGUACUGUUUGUGCGGUUUAUACACGUUUUGGUGUACAAAUUGAAUACCUCCCAUGCCUCCCCCCCCCAAAAAAAAAACCUAUUCUCUGCACAUAGGAAACUAAGGUGGUCACAAUCCACCCGGGGAAUCUGAAUGCUCUUCAAAGCAAAGGUGUGAGUCCCGCUUACAGUUUAUUACUGCCCAGAAACAUGGUUCCCUCCUCAUCUGCCUUUUGCAGGCACUACGCCAUGCUAAACCAUAGUUGGGAUGAUCAGAGUAAGUUGCAACAAGCCUUGGGUUCACAUGCUCCCCUUCCCCUCUCUCGCUGCACAGCUGCCAGGAAUUUGGAAGCUUCCAUUAACUGCCAUUUAGGGAUGGGGGAGGCAACAUGGUAUCUUUCAUCUGCUGCUGGGACGCCAUCUCCCAUCUCUGCCUAUUGGUCAUGCUGGCUGAGGCUGAUGGGAACUGUAGUGUCAAGGGCACUUCCCUACAGACUCUCUUGGGUGUGGAGAUCAGCAGAGGGGGCCCUUUUGGUAGUUCCACCACCCUAGGAAGUUUGGAGUGGGGGUGGCCCAGGAGAGGGCCUUCUCUGUGGCAGCCCCUAAGCUGUGGAACUCCCCACCGAGGUGCAACCGGCAACGUCACUGUACAACUUUUGGCGAAUGCCGAAGACACACCUCUUUACCCUGCCCUUCGACCGCUGAGAUGCAUAUUUUUAGGACCCACCCUGUUUUCUGUGAUGUUGCUUAGGUGGUUUUUAACUGUUUUUAAUCAUGUGUUUUAAAAUUGGUGGAGCCUGCCGUAGGACCUCUGGGUGAAGGGUGGGUAAUAAAUUCUAAUAAUAAUAAUAGAACUGACCACAGGCUCUGUGGGUAAACCCUGGCUGAACUAUAACCCAAGAGGUGACACAGGAAGUGGUCCGAGUGUUUGGCAUUCACGGCAGGGUCUCAGCCAGUAGCCUCUCCCCCUUUACCUGAGCCUUCUUUCCUUUAGAUGCCGAAAACUGAACCCGGAACCUCUGGCAUGCAGAGCAGGUGCUUCCCCCAUGAGCCACACCCCCUCCUCCCCAAACAUCAUGGGACAAAAUACAUGCAUAAGAAUUAGGGGGUGCAAUUUUUUUUAAUAUUACUGCAUAAAAGACACAGCUUUCCCUUCC
This is a messenger RNA of Rhineura floridana, 6016 nucleotides long. RefSeq lists its product as uncharacterized. Lineage: Eukaryota; Metazoa; Chordata; Lepidosauria; Squamata; Rhineuridae. The transcript has 3 exons. The record is from RefSeq and is a predicted model, not a curated record. Bases 2050 to 3960 code for a protein of 636 amino acids.